This is a messenger RNA of Funneliformis mosseae, 429 nucleotides long. The record is from the annotation of a GenBank genome assembly. NCBI's taxonomy places the organism in Eukaryota, Fungi, Glomeromycota, Glomeromycetes, Glomerales, Glomeraceae.
AUGAAGAUGACAAGGGGUAAAGGUAGUGAUAUUGGGCUUGAUGAUUUUUUUAGUGGUGAAGGUAAUGGUGUUAGACUUGAUAUUUGGCUUCUUGGUAAUAGCAGUGGAGAUGGUAGUGGAUUUGACGAGUGUGGAGAUAGUGGUGAAUUUGACAGGUGUGAAGAUCGUAGGCUUGGCUGGUGUGGGUCUGACGGGUGUGAAGAUAGUGAAAGUGAUGAUGUGAUGAACUACGAAGACCAAAUUAUUGAAGAUAAAGAAGAAGAGGGGAGAGAAGAAGAGUUGUUUAACUCCAAUGAAGAUUUGAUUAAUGUUGAAGAAGAGAAUGAAGAUGAUAUAGAAGAAUAUGUAAAAGAAGAGUUAGUUAGCCACUAUGAAGACAUUGAAGAAGAGAAAAAAGAAGAUGAGGAAGAAGGAAAGAAAAAGAUUUGA